Camponotus floridanus (Florida carpenter ant) is the source of this 790-nucleotide messenger RNA. Its product is annotated as proline-rich extensin-like protein EPR1. The coding region runs from base 222 to 785 and encodes 187 amino acids. Lineage: Eukaryota; Metazoa; Arthropoda; Insecta; Hymenoptera; Formicidae. The record is from RefSeq and is a predicted model, not a curated record. The transcript has 3 exons.
UUUCUUUCGGGACUUAGUCUCAAUCUCUAUUAAGAGAGCUGUAUCAACAUUAACACUUUAAUAAAGUGCUACCAUCCAGCAACCUCUGACUCUUUGGCCAUUCUCUGCGCUGCCUUGCCACUUCUUCAGGUUCUCACCGAGGUCGAGCAACCCAGGGAAGGAGCAGCGGUGCCUGCAUUCAUCCAUUGAUCCCGUCAUCCGGUACCUUUCUACGCAUCAUCAUGGUUAACCCCCGCCGAACUUCUUCCGUUGGACGCGAAAUUUCCCUCCGUGCCGCGGGUAUACGCCGCAGGCGUGCCUCCCGGUCGGUACUUAGGCUCCCUACAGCUCGUCAGUUGUUUGCCGACGAGAACGACUUAACAAGCAGAGUAACAAGGUACUCUCCAGUGCGUAGUUUCGCGCCCUCCCGCGCAUACCCUUAUCGUCCUCCCCGAAACCCUCCAGCGGUUCUUCAAGAGGAACAACAGCCCAGAGCCAGGCCGCCAUCGCCCAAUUACUCCCCCAUCCAGGAUUCAUCUAAUCCCAGCUACUCGCCGGUCAGGACCCCGGAAGAUCUUCCUUCCAUACCGGAAGAACGAAGACCCAUAGAACAAAGCACAGAAACUGAGGCUGGUCCAUCCAACCCAGGUCAAGUUCUGGAUCCCCCUGAACCAAAUUUCUACCCGGAACCAGAGGACCUAGUCUUACCAAGCAGUAUCCAACCCCUCGCAGGACUAACAGACGAAGAUUUUAUCGAGAUCUACGAAUACUUGCAGCGAGAUAAUUUCUUCAACAACCGCGAAUAAUAACC